UAAGAGCAUUAUAUGAUUUUGAUUCAAAUGAGUCUACAAAUUUAUCUUUCAAAAGAAACGAUAUCAUACAAGUACUUACCCAACUAGAAUCUGGCUGGUGGGAUGGACUAUGUAAUGGUGAACGUGGUUGGUUUCCAAGUAACUACGUUACUGCUUAUGAAGGGAAUCAUAUGCUGGAUGAGGAUGAAAAGUUGAUUGAUUGGAUUACUCAACAUACUCCGGAUGGUGAUGCUUUUUAUUAUAAUACAAAGACAGGUGAAUCAUCAUGGGAAUUACCAAUUGAUGAUAAUGAAUCUUAUUCAUCAACAUAUACAACGAGUGGUAAUAGUAAUUCAAGAACGUUACCAGAAAAUUGGGUACAACAACCAACCGUAGAUGGAAGGUUUUACUAUUAUAAUGUAAUAACUAAGGAGAUUAAAUGGACUUAUCCUAAAAAUGGUACUAUGAAUGCUACUUCUAGUAAUUCCGAUAUUAGUGAGUACAAGGAUGAUGAAAUUGAAUUACAAAAAAAUUAUUUAAAAAAUGAUAAAAUUGAAGAUAAAGCGAGUAUUAUUAAUUCUAAAGAUAGUCAAACCAGUAAUGACACUAUUCAACAAAUGUCACAACAAAGAAGAUCAAUUGAAAAUCUUUCACUCAUUUGGACUCAGAAAUUUACAGCUCAAGGUAGAGUGUUUUAUUAUAAUAAAUUAACGGGUGAGACAACCUGGAAUUUUGAUAAUAUCAAUGCCGAUGGUCAAUUAAUGAAAGUUGGAGAUGAAAUUUUAUCUAACGGAGGUGAAUCAGGCGAUGAAGAUCUGCAUGAGCCAUUAUCCCCAACUCCUACAUUAUCUAUGUACUCUCAACCAAAAAUUUUUUCGGAAGAUUCAAUUUUACCAAAUGUUAAUGAACUAGUUACAUGGGAUUCUUUAUUACAGAAUAUUAUCUUAGCUAUUGACAAUCUUAAUUUGGCAGUUUUAGAGAAUUUGAAACAAAAUUAUACGAGUUACACCAAUGCUAUUGUUGAAAGUGUAAGAAUUAUGCUCUAUGCAUCUGGAACUAUUGAAAAAGAUUCACCUGCAAUUAAACAUAAUAAAAAUCUAAAGGUUUAUCAUAGACGUAUAAUGGCUUCACUUUCAAAAUUAGUUCUUUCAACAAAGGUAGCUUCAGAUGUAUGGCCUCCACCAGAUUCUACUCAAAAAUUGAAAAACGAUGCUUAUGAAGUUUUAGUUGCGGUUCGACAAUUUGUUCAAGCUUCUGAACAUAUUGUUGUUAUUAGAAGAGUUGAUCCAAGGAUAUUGGAAAGCACUAUAGGUGGUUCAUGGCGUGGUAAUAGUAAUCUAUUACAAACACAAAAAAAUGGAAAAAAUGGAAUUAUUAGAACUAACGAUCGAAUACCAAAUCUACCUUCAAUUUCGUCAAGUAUAAGUUCACAAGAAAAUAAUAGCAUUCCAAACUCUCCUACACAUUUAUAUAGUCAAUCACGUUCUUUAUCGAAUGAUCUUAUUGCUUCAUUGGAUCAAACUUCUCGCAAUAUAUCCCAAACUAUUGUAUCGCUUCUUAGUCAUGUUAAUAAAGUAAUUGAUACUCCUCAUUCAAUAUCCAGUUCAAAUAUCUCUUUUGCUUCUCAACUAAUUUCACAAACUAAACAAGUCGUCACUCAAGUUGGACAAUUUUUAUCUCUUAUCGAAGAUAUAAAUUUGGAUGAUUUGAAUGAAUCUAGUUUAGAUACAAUAAACGAAUUUAAAAUAGCCAAACAAUCGACAUAUAACAGCAUAGCUGGAUUAGUUAUUUGUAUUCAAUCAGCGACUGAUCCGUUAGCUCCACUAAAUGUUAUGGACCAAGUUUUAAUUGCUACAAAUAAGGUAGAUAAAGCAGUGGCAGAUGUUGUUCUUGCUACAAAAUUUCUUGUUGAAGAAAAGGAUGCUCAAGAACAAAUGAAAAUUCAAGCUAUGCGUCCAAGACGACCUAGCACUGUCGAAGUUCCACCAACAAAGAGACGUAUUACUUCAAAUUCUAAUUCUCUUGAUCAAAUUGUUGAAACUGACUUGACAACAACAGAUCAAUCUAUGACUCUUAAAGAAGCUCAAUCUUCAACAGCGGGUAUAAAAAUCGUUCCUGAAGACGAUAUUAUAAUAAAUGAUGGUGAUUCAACAAUAGUUGAUUUAAGUUCUGAUGAUCAUGAUUUACCAAUGUCCCCAAUUUCAACUAAUGAAAGCUACCGCCUUCGUUCUGAUAGUUCAGUUAGUUCCUCAACUUAUAAUGAUGCUUUAUCAUUUCAAACUCAUUCUCGUUCAAACUCUCAGUUUGUUUCUGCAUCAGCUGAUUAUCCAUAUUCUUCAUCUCCUCCGUUAACAAUUGAAGGUACGAGCGGGACUAUAUCACCACGUAGUGAAAAUAAGGUUAAAAAAUUCUUUGGUGAAAUAGUCCCUCAUUCACAUAAGCAAAAAGAAGAUAAACCUUGGUUCCUUAAUCAUGAUUAUGAUCAAUCAGAAAUGAUAUUUAAUAUGGAAGGUUAUGUCAAAGGAGGAACUCUUAAUGCACUUAUAGAAAGGCUUACCAUGCAUGAUCUAUUAGAUUCAAAUUUCAUUGCUACAUUUUUAUUGACAUAUAGAUCUUUUUGUACAACAGAUGAAUUCUUUGAUAGGUUGGUUAAAAGGUUUAUGAUUCAAUCGCCUGAUAAUUUGACUCAUGAUGAAUUAGAAGUUUGGCAAGAAAAGAAGCAAACACCUAUAAGAAUAAGAGUUUUUAAUAUCAUGAAAACUUGGUUAGAAUAUUAUUAUAUAGAUGGUGAGGAUUCACAUUGUUUAGAAAGAAUGAGUGAGUUUGCAAAUACAACGAUGAACGAGAAGAUGUCAUUUGCUACGAAGGGUUUAAUGAAAUUAAUAGAGAAACGAGUAUGUAAAAAUGCUAAGUUUAAGGAAUUGGUAAUAACAAAUUCCGACAAGCCACCGGCAUCAAUCUUACCCAAGAACAUCAAGAAACUCAAAUUCUUGGAAUUAGAUCCUUUGGAAAUUGCUAGACAACUAACUUUAAUAGAAAGUAAAUUGUAUAACAAAAUCUUACCUGUUGAAUGCCUAAAUAAGGCUUGGAGUAAGGACGAAGGUGAUUAUGCAGCAGUAAACAUUAAGGCCAUGAUUGUGAACAGUAAUCAAAUAACGGGAUGGGUAGCCGAGUCAGUUUUAGAUCAACUAGAAAUCAAAAAAAGAUGUUUAUGUAUUAAACAUUUUGUAGCAGUAGCUGAUAAGUGUAGAACUUUGAAUAAUUUUAAUUCGCUUACAGCUAUUAUUUCUGGAUUAAAUUCUGCGCCAAUUCAUCGUUUGAAGCGUACAUGGGAAUUGGUAAAUUCAAAAACUAUACAGACACUCGAAAGUCUUAAUAAGAUUAUGAAUUCUACAAAAAAUUUUGCCGAAUAUCGAGAGUUGAUACAUAGCGUAAAUCCACCGUGCGUACCAUUUUUAGGUGUAUAUUUGACUGAUCUUACAUUCAUCGAAGAUGGUAAUCCCAACAAUCUUAAAAAAUCACGUUUGAUUAAUUUCUCAAAACGCAUGAAAACAGCAGAAGUGAUACGUGAAAUUCAACAAUAUCAAUCUGCUCCUUAUAAUCUUAAUUCAAUACAAGAAAUACAAGCGUUCAUAAAGUGUCGUUUACAGAAUAGCCGAGAUGUUGCAGAUUUGUAUGAUAUAAGCCUUAGCAUGGAACCAAGGGAGCGUGAGGAUGAAAAGAUUGCCCGCUUAUUACAAGAAUCUGGUUUUCUAUAA
Funneliformis geosporum is the source of this 3737-nucleotide messenger RNA. The record is from the annotation of a GenBank genome assembly. NCBI's taxonomy places the organism in Eukaryota, Fungi, Glomeromycota, Glomeromycetes, Glomerales, Glomeraceae.